ACACAAUUUCUACAAAGCCAAGUGAAGAAAGUUCGUAAGAAAUUCAUACAUUUUAACCAAUAUCUUUGAACCAUAGGCAACUCGGUAUCGGUAAUUCACCUUCCAUUCCAUCUGUAAAAUAGCCAAGAAUAAGAUUAAAAUAAUGGCUACACCAGCAGAUAAGAGAAAUAUAGAAAUUAAAGCACGAGUAGGUUCUGAUUCUGAGUUUGAAGCUAAAGUAAAUAUUGCAAAAAAACUAACAUCAUCUGAAGGCGAAUUACUUGUACAGAAAGAUGUAUUUUUUAACUCGCAGACAGGUCGCUUGAAGCUGCGUUUUACAGAAAAUGCGAAAGCCAUGUUAGUGUACUAUGAGAGACCGGAUGUAGCCGGUCCAAAGCUCUCUAAAUUUAACAUAAUUACGGUGGAAGAACCAGAGGUAUUGGAAAAAAUGCUUACAGCAAGCAACGGAGCAAAGGGUGUAUUAAAGAAACACCGAUAUUUAUUCAUUUACAAAAAUACGAGAAUUCACAUGGAUAAAGUUGAGGAUUUGGGAAACUUCAUGGAAUUUGAAGUUUGUCUCAAUCCCGAACAAACUAUUGAAGAAGGUCAAGCUUUUGCUGAGGAAUUAAUGAAAAUAUUUGAAAUAAAAAAUGAGGACCUUAUGACUGGAGCAUACUUUGAUGUUAAAAAUUAAUGUUUAAUAAAUGAUUCGUUAUACAAAAUUAAAAAAAAA
Eupeodes corollae is the source of this 712-nucleotide messenger RNA. RefSeq lists its product as uncharacterized. Lineage: Eukaryota; Metazoa; Arthropoda; Insecta; Diptera; Syrphidae. The record is from RefSeq and is a predicted model, not a curated record. Bases 143 to 673 code for a protein of 176 amino acids. The transcript has a single exon.